Molecule: messenger RNA, 3945 nt
Organism: Varanus komodoensis (Komodo dragon)
Lineage: Eukaryota; Metazoa; Chordata; Lepidosauria; Squamata; Varanidae
Gene: TTC8
Product: tetratricopeptide repeat domain 8
Exons: 14
Coding region: 77-1594 (505 amino acids)
Biological process (GO): non-motile cilium assembly
Cellular component (GO): BBSome; ciliary basal body; non-motile cilium
Molecular function (GO): protein binding
Source: RefSeq, a predicted model, not a curated record
CGGGGCCUAGGCGGAAGGAAGGAGGCGUAUUGUUGCCAUCACUGCUCCUGUUACCGGCUUGUCCCGCGUUCUGUCGAUGGGGAUGGAAAUGGACCCGCUGCUCCAUGCCUUGAGUUACUUCAGGCGGAGGAAGUUCCAGCUCUGCUCUGAUCUUUGCUCCCAGUUGCUGGAAAAGGAACCUGGCGACCAGGCUGCUUGGUGUCUGAAAGUACGAGCAUUAACAGAAAUGGUUUAUGUGGAUGAAAUUGAUGUGGAUCAGGAAGGCAUUGCUGAGAUGAUGCUUGAUGAAAAUGCAAUUGCACAAGUUGCACGGCCUGGUACUUCACUGAAAGUCCCUGGAACCAGUCAGGGUGGAGGUCCUAGCCAGGCCGUCAGGCCAGUGACUCAGUCAGGGAGGCCCCUUACUGGAUUUGUACGACCCAGUACACAGGGUGGACGACCAGGUACUAUUGAACAAGCUAUAAAGACUCCAAGAACUGCUCACACUGCCCGUCCAAUGACCAGUUCUUCAGGGAGAUAUGUCAGGCUUGGAACGGCCUCAAUGCUCACAAAUCCUGAUGGCCCCUUCAUAAAUGUGUCCAAACUGAACUUAAAUAAUUAUGCUCAGAAACCAAAAUUGGCAAAGGCAUUGUUUGAAUAUAUUUUUCAUCAUGAGAAUGAUGUUAAGAAUGCUUUAGAUUUGGCAGCAUAUGCCACACAACAUGCCCAGUUCAAGGACUGGUGGUGGAAAGUGCAAAUUGGGAAGUGUUAUUACAGGCUAGGAUUAUAUCGUGAAGCAGAAACACAAUUUAAAUCAGCUCUCAAACAACAGGAUAUGGUAGAUACAGUAUUGUAUUUGGCAAAGGUGUAUUCCCGCUUGGAUCAGCCUUUGACAGCUUUAAAUGUUUUCAAGCAAGGAUUAGAUCGGUUUCCUGGUGAGGUCUCCCUUAUUUGUGGCAUUGCCAGAAUCCAUGAGGAAAUGAACAACAUUUCUGCAGCAGCAGAAUACUAUAAAGAUGUCUUAAAACAGGACAAUACUCAUGUGGAAGCCAUUGCAUGCAUUGGAAGUAAUCACUUUUAUUCUGACCAGCCUGAGAUAGCAUUGCGGUUUUACAGACGACUGCUACAGAUGGGCAUUUAUAACAGCCAACUUUUUAACAACCUGGGCCUCUGUUGUUUCUAUGCCCAGCAAUAUGACAUGAUUCUCAGCUCCUUUGAACGUGCACUCUCUUUAGCUGAAAGUGAGGAGGAGGUUGCAGAUGUGUGGUACAACUUGGGACAUGUAGCUGUGGGAAUAGGAGAUAUAAGCUUGGCUUAUCAGUGUUUGAAACUGACAUUGGCCAACAACAAUGACCAUGCAGAAGCUUACAAUAACUUGGCUGUGCUGGAGAUGCAAAAAGGUCGUACUGAGCAGGCAAGAGUGUUUCUGCAGACCGCUUCAUUGAUAGCACCUCAUAUGUAUGAGCCAUACUUCAAUUUCGCUAUACUGUCUGAUAAGGUUGGAGAUCUCCAGAGGAGUUACAUAGCAGCUCAGAAGUCUGAAGAAGUUUUUCCACAACAUGUGGAUACUCAGCAACUUAUCAAGCAGUUAAAGCAGCACUUUGCAAGACUUUGAUGAAACACUUGCCAUUUAAAGAUACCCAUUUUUCUUCAAAGCUGCCAAGUAGUUCAAAUGCAGAGCUUUGACUAUGCUGACUUCAGGCAGCCUGAACCUUGUUACCCUCCCCAACUGGGUAAAAGUUGCUGCCUUAAGCAGGAAGAGCUUUAAGAAGAUAGUCUAUUUAAUGUGUGCAAUGGCAGCAUUGCUUUGGGUAUAUUAGGUGAACCAAGGCAGCAGUUAAUGUCAGCCCAUGUUGACUGAUGGGACCAUUUCCAUGGAGUAGUUGGUAGAAAAGGAAAUUUACCCUUAUUGGAUGGUUUCUCUUUAUAUGCCUCAGUUUAUUCCUUUUUCAAGAAAGCAUUUCCCCUUUUAAUCACUAUCUGAUGAGUGAUUGUGUUGCACAGUUUUGUGACAAUUAAUAAGCUCAACUGUGAGCAGUCAGGUUGCUUAGCAUUUCAAGGCAGCAUGUUUUUCUUAUUUGGGAGUAUAGACUGUAUAAAAGGCACUAAAAGCAAUUCUACUCAUUGCUAAAAUUUAUAUGGAUGUGUGCUGGUCUACCAGUCCACUUUCCAUCGGUGUUUAUGAUUGUGGGGCCAGUAUAGGCCAUACACUGAAUUAGAAUGCAUAGAAAAACCACCCACCCCAUCAGACUAGGGCCAAGGAGACAAAGAGGGAAGCUGUUACCUGGAGUUGUGAGGUGUAUAGAAAGACAACUUGAAAAUGGGUAGCUCAUUGGAGCCAGGUUCCUUUGGGAAAGGAGAUUGGAACAACAGAGUGGUGGGAGCAAUGAAAUACUUUCCCUCCCUGAUUUCCCUGAUGAAAGCUGAGACAGAAAAAAUAGGCUUACAACUCCUAGCAUGCUGGGAGUUGUAGGCUUUUAUCUGUCUAAGCAUUCAUAGGAUUGUGCCCUUAUUCUCAUUUCUAAACCCCAGUUAAGAAACUAGUGGAGAGAUGUGUAUUGUUUCCAGCAGUUUGAGAAGUCUGAAGAUAUUGAAAUAUAGGAAUUGCUAUCAUACAUGCUGAGUAUUUUUCUUCAUUUUUUACUCUUUAAAGUUCACCAAAUCUAAUGCGCUCUUCAACAUAACAAGCAUUUUCUGGAAUUCAUCCAAGUGUUAUAAUCAGUGAAUGAUCAUUUGUUUGUGGUAACUCUAAGGGCAGCUGACCCUUAAAAUAGCCAGAUAAACAAAGUCAUAGAGUCCACUAUUCUGUAUUUUGUAAUUGUCAUAAAUGAAAAUGCCAUUUUCUAUUAAUCUUGCAUCAGAAAUUCUUCUACAGAAGGACCUAGUUUGUUAAAAUUGAAACAUUGAUCUUUUCCCACACAAGCCCCUUCAAAUUAAGUAGAUAUUAUAUGACACUUGUAGAAUCCCCUGCAGAUUGUGACCACGGAUGGAAAACUAAUGAGGGGGAAUAAAUCAGUCAAUACAAAACUGCUUAUUUAAAAAAAAAACUACAUUAACAGAAUACAUAGAAGUGUGGGCCAAUAUACUGCUUGAUAGAGAAUACAUGUAAUACCUGCUUUUAAAAAGUUAUAUUUGAGCUAGAAUUACCAAGCAUUUAAAAAAAAAUCUACCUUUACUAGUCCCAGUGUGGGAGGAAAGGUUGAUAAUGCUAUAUUUUCCAUGCCAUUUCUUCCUUUGGUCCAGUGGCUCACCUUCCCACCCCACUUGCUGAAGCAAACAGGAUGUAAUUUUGCCCUAUAUCAGAAGGAAAGUGAACUGCAGAUAAUGAAGCAAGAAAUGUAUUGAUAGUGAUCUCUCCAAUGGACAACACAAUCUUUUAGUCACAAGGCAGCACCUCAGUGGCCACAGGACUUUUUGGAGACCCAACUUAAAAGAUCAGGAAAUUAUGACAGACUCAUUGCUGGUCCCUGCAUUUGGAGAGCAACCCCACCAUGUGCCUGCGAUGGAGAGAAACACGUUGCUUCCCAGCCUAGCAACCCUGCAGAAGGGCUUCUGGGGAAGGGGAGCAGAAGGCAGCAGCUCAGCUGCCUUCUCUGUGGCUCUGAAGCACCUCAGGUAGAUGACUGAAAUUGGCCAUCCAGCUAAGUUGGUGGGAGAAACAUGGAGAUGACCUUCACUUCUGCACCUCUCCCAUUCCCAUAGGAUGCCCAUAAUCUUUCAGGUUCAGAGGGAUGCAGUUUUCUGAUUGGCUGGUGCCCUAAAUUGGUAUGGUUAAAAGAAAUAAAUUGCAAACAGCCUUGUUUCCAUUAGGUUUGCAUUCAUUUUAUUUCUGGUAUGCACAGCUCUUCAAAGUGAUUUUAUAUAUUUCAGGCAUUUGUAACAAUGCAGUCUAAAUUGCAGUUUGUGUAAGCAAUCUGCAUAUUUUUAAAGCUAUUUAUAAUAAAAUAGAGUACAAUCGAUUAUCAA